GAGGAAGAAAAGUGGAUGCACAGGAAUGUGCAAAUUGAUGUAAUAAAGGAACAGAAUCGAGAGUUACGAGGUACACAGAGAGCUAUAAGCAGAGAUCGAGCAGCUUUAGAGAGACAAGAAAAACAGCUGGAAUUAGAAAUUAAGAAGAUGGCCAAAAUUGGUAAUAAAGAAGCUUGCAGAGUUUUAGCCAAACAGCUUGUACAAUUACGGAAACAGAAAACAAGAACUUUUGCUGUAAGUUCAAAAGUCACUUCUAUGUCCACACAAACAAAAGUGAUGAACUCCCAGAUGAAGAUGGCUGGUGCAAUGUCUACAACAGCAAAGACAAUGCAGGCAGUAAACAAGAAGGUGGAUCCACAAAAGACAUUACAGACAAUGCAGAAUUUCCAGAAGGAGAACAUGAAAAUGGAAAUGACUGAAGAAAUGAUCAAUGAUACACUUGAUGACAUCUUUGAUGGCUCUGAUGAUGAAGAGGAAAGCCAAGAUAUUGUGAAUCAGGUUCUUGAUGAAAUUGGAAUUGAAAUCUCUGGAAAGAUGGCCAAAGCUCCGUCAGCUGCCCGAAGCUUACCAUCUGCCUCUACUUCAAAGGCUACGAUCUCCGAUGAAGAGAUCGAACGACAACUCAAAGCUUUAGGAGUAGACUAGUCAAAAGAGCUAUAAUACUUUGCUUAUUUAUAAUUAUUUAGUUAUAAUUAUAAACCAGGCAUAUUGCCGAUUCCUUUACAAAACACAUUUAUUUUGCAAAAAUGAAGACCAUGAGUGAACAGUUGUUUUCUAACCCAUGGCUAUUUUGAAUUUGUUGCCAAAGAAUGACAACGAUGCAAAAUGGGAACAGUUUGGAUUUUAAUUAGAACAGUUUAGGAGUGAUGAUGUGUAAAAAGUUGACGACUUUUCUGCAUGGCAUAGAGAAAUUAUAUUCAUUACUUGUGUAGUUUAUGUUCUAAAUCCUUUUACACUGAAUAAAAAAAUCUUGUUAAAUGCCACUAGGCACCAACUUAAAAAGUUUUGUAAAAAUAUUAAAAGUAUGUCAUUAAUUCUAUAUCUGUUGCUUGUCUUGUAAGUGGUAUGUGUUAUAACCAUAGCAAGUUUGUUGCCAAAUUAUUUUUAAAUGGUCUGAAAGAAGAGUGCUAUUUCAACAACCAUCUUAAAUAAAAACUGUCGUGAGCUUUUCUUUUAUUUUUUUUUCCCCCUUCGGGAGGAUAUUCAAGCUAAUAAGUUUAUUAUCUUUCAAAAUGUGCUUGGCACCUGCCUUAAACAGCACAAACAUUGUGCACAUCUUUAAAUUAUUUUAACUGACAGAAAAGAAAUCCAUUUUAAACUAAAAUUGAGACCUCUUACAAAAACUGUCCAGGCUGUCUUUUGUAAAGCUUAUAAAAGUGAAUUAAAUAUGUUAGCAAAACAGACACUGAAUUAAUAAUAUUUUGUAGUAAUAGAAUGGAAUAUUUUGGUCUUCUAAGAGUGAGGAGAUUUUUUCCAUGUGACAUAUACUUUAAUCUCUAAUUUUGAACUGUAUUAAUGUGUAUAUUGAACCCUCUAAAUUGAAACCAUCAUUCUCAAGUAACACUACGAAAAUGCUCUAGGUAAAUUUUAAAAUAAACAUUAGCACUUUUUUCUUGGUGAAUAAACUACAACUUUGUCAGAAAUUACUGCCUAAAUGUGUGUUAAUGUCUUAGCAGUAUUUUUAAAGGUAAAAUUGCGUUAGUAUUUAAAGUAUGUAUAGAAAGUGAGGAGAAAUUAAAAAGUAGCAGAUUAUAGAGAUAGAAUUUAGAAUUAGGUUAGUUUUGAAAAAUGAUGUAAUUAUGGGUUCUAGCACAUUCCACCAUAAAAUCCCUGGAACAGAUUACAUAGGGGUAACAUGGUUAACUUGGGAUGAUGGACAUUUUGGACUAAUAUU
Myotis davidii is the source of this 1894-nucleotide messenger RNA. RefSeq names its product charged multivesicular body protein 2B (gene CHMP2B). The record is from RefSeq and is a predicted model, not a curated record. Gene Ontology annotation, cellular component: ESCRT III complex; multivesicular body. Gene Ontology annotation, biological process: protein transport; late endosome to vacuole transport; endosome transport via multivesicular body sorting pathway. The transcript has 6 exons. NCBI's taxonomy places the organism in Eukaryota, Metazoa, Chordata, Mammalia, Chiroptera, Vespertilionidae. Bases 16 to 645 code for a protein of 209 amino acids.